Messenger RNA from Salmo salar (Atlantic salmon), 3509 nucleotides. NCBI's taxonomy places the organism in Eukaryota, Metazoa, Chordata, Actinopteri, Salmoniformes, Salmonidae. The record is from RefSeq and is a predicted model, not a curated record.
AUGAUCAAAACCAAAGAUGUCCCUAUAGACUACACAGCAGGCAUUAAGAUGCUGUACGUGUUUGUGGAUAUCCAGAUGGACAACGCACACUUUCUGGACACGGUCAAGUUCAACUUCCCCCCUGGACACUCUCUGGCACUUGUCAGCACUAUCCAGUUUGUGGCUGCACUGAAGGCGGUGAGUGCAGCUCUGAGACCAGAGUAUGAGGUGGUGGUUCCCCAGUGUCGACCCCUGUCCCCUGGAGAGAUCCUGGGAUGCACCUCCCCCGCCUCUACCGAAACCUCAACGCCCUACCUGGGAGAUGGCAGGUUCCACCUGGAGUCCAUCAUGAUUGCCAACCCAGAGAUACAUGCCUACAGGUACGACCCGUACAGUAAGAUAUUCUCCAGGGAGUACUAUGAACAUGAAGCCAUGCGGUCCAUCCGGCUCCAGGCCAUCGACAAGGCUCACUCUGCCAAGAGAUGGGGCCUGAUCCUGGGCACGCUGGGCCGGCAGGGCAACCCUAAGGUCAUGGAGCACCUGGAAUCCAAGCUUGAGUCUCUUGGCAAGUCCUUCACUCGAGUGCUGCUGUCUGAGAUUUUCCCCAGCAAGCUGGACCUGAUGGCAUUAGUGGAUGCGUGGGUCCAGAUCGUUUGCCCGUGUCUCUCCAUUGAUUGGGGCACAGCCUUCUCCAAACCCCUGCUGUCUCCCUAUGAGGCAGCUGUGGCUCUGCAGCAGGUGGGCUGGCAGGAGGUGUACCCCAUGGACUUCUACUCCAAUCAGAGCCUGGGGCCAUGGGCGCCCAACCACCCCGACAACCAACCAGCUCGGCCCACCCACAAACAGACACAGAAGACUGGCUCACAGCCAGACCCUACCUCCACUCCCUCACAGCAGUCUAAACUGUGUGGACAGAACCAGUGCGCCCCUUUUGGCUGUCAGGGAGAAUGACAUGUACACCUCCACUUCUGGCUGCCAACCAGCUCUUAUCAUGGCUAUCUGUUGGAGCCAGGCCAGCCUAGAGUGAGUCUAUCUACCACGCUCAGGAGGGCUUUCACUCUGAGCCCUGCUCAACACCUCACCUCCCCCAGGAGACCGGGAACCAGAGACACUUCACCUCACAUACCCCUCCAUUAUAUUUACUGUCCUGAUGGAAUAGACUGUACUGCAUCAAUGUUUGAGAGAGAGCGAGACAGACAGGAGGAUAAUACAGAAGGAUAUUCUAUAUUUUAACCAACUUGUCUACCAAUCAGUAGCAGUUAGAAGUGAGUGCUCCUGGUUAGGGAGCUCCUGGUUAGGGCUGUGUAUUAGUCAGUCACGACUUGCUCUCCACUCAUCAUUUAUUGAUGACGGGAGUCUUUCAAUGGAACAUUGUGAGUGACUCACUAGAGGUGUGUGAGUGAGUGAGUGAUGUGGUCUAGGCUGGUUCCCUGAGUACAUCUCCCUAGGUGAUCUACCACAGUCUCUUUGAUGUCACACGUACAGCACCCCUCUGAUGUCACAAGAGCUGCUGUGCUGCAGCUUCUACUCAGAUCAGUCACAGCGGCAUCUCAUUCGAAACACAAGCAAAGGUGCUAGAUAUGGCUUGUCCCACCAGAUGCCCAGGUCCUCGAUGUUGUAUUGGGUAACGUGCUACGUCACUGUAUAUAAUAUCACAUUACGCCAUGCUCGACACCUCAACAUUUCCCUCACAAGGCUAGCUAGUGAGUUAUAAAGGUGUUUGUUUGCUGGCUGUUGUCUUGUUGGUUUGAAUAGAAGCAUUGGAAAACAGAGUUCUUUCAGUUGAGGUAUAAUUGACAUAUUGGGAGGUGGGGAUUUGGCAGGAGAUUGCAUUCAACAGCUAAAUAAAGAAUCUUCCCUCCCUAAUGCUUGUAGGAUCUGCAGAGAAAAUAUCAAAGUUAAUUAAGCUGAGUAAACUUUUGUGGAUUGCAAAGCCAAACUCUGAAUAUCCUCUCUAGUGUCUCUCUUCGCCGUUUACUUCUUUAUUGUCCAGUGUCUGGAUCCUUACCCACAGAGAAUCCCUACCUACAUCUUUGAAAACAUAAACACUAUAGCACUGUACCUUACCACAACCCUGGGAUAUGUUUAUUAAGCACAGGCAGGGAAUAAUGUUUUGAAAUGGAGACAGAAAUGAGCAUGCUAAAUCAAUAUGUCUAGGUAGUACUUCCUCUGUUUCAAACUAUUUGCUUUUGUUUCUUGGUAACUGAAGUAACCCAAGUAUUUGCACCACCUCCGCUCUCAGACUUGCCUUCCACAGAGACUCUGAUCCAAUGCAUAUAUAUGGCCAAAUGCAAACAUGUUAUGUGAGAAAAGUCUCCCCAUAUGAUGUGGUGUAUUGUCAGACUUAUUGCACCACUGGUUCAUUGGACCAGAGAUGUAGUGGGAGGCAGUGGCCACUAGAUGGAGCUCUCUGCAUAGCCAGUGUGUUUUAGCCCCACUCUGAUAGUGCUGCUAAAUCACCAGAGCUCAUGGGGGAUUGAUUUAUCAGUGUUUUGUAUGGCAGUGUAGUGGGUGAGUGUGCUUGGGGGUGUCCUUCCAAGAACCCUGUGUGCUUUUUGUAUUCACUGUGUGUAAUUGUUUCCAGAUGUUUGGGGAAUGUGACUCCACUCUCUUCCAUCUCCCUUGGCAUCCCUCCCCCUCUCCCUCUCUCUCCAAAUGUUUUUGCCAUCAUGUUUCUUCUGCCAGCAGCUCCCCAUUUCCUGUCCCGGAGGGCAGGAUUGGCCAGGGUGGGGUUAUAGAGGGGUUAUGACUGCUUUUGACUGCUUAUGAGCUUCCUGUGCACAUGUGUCACGUGGCUAAGUCAUUUCAGUUGAAUGCAUUCAGUUGUACAACUGUCUUGGUAUUUCCCUUUCCUUUCUCAAAGACAAAAGGUGUCAUGGAUCACGGAAGGUUUGACUGCUAUCAGUGUGCGUUGUACGGUCAGCUGGUGUUUAUUGUAGCCUCAGACCCUAUGUUGGUCACCCAAAACCAUUAUAUGGUGAUAAAACCUUCUGCAAUAUCGAUAUCCCCCAAAUACAAUAAAACAUUUGAGACCUCUUAAGAUAUGUGUUAAUAUGUAGGUCAUAGUGUAUCGCAGGAGGUUGGUGGGACCUUAAUUGGGGAGGACGGGCUCAGGGUAACAGCUGGAGCGGCAUCAGUGGAAUGGUAUCAAAUAUAUCAAACUCAUGGUUUCUAUGUGUUUGAGGACAUUCCAUUUGCUCUGUUCCAGACAUUAUUAUGAGCCGUCCUCCCCUCAGCAGCCUCCACUGUAGUAUAUCUUAAAUAGCACUUUUGUAAAACCCAAAGAUGUGUUGCACCAGCUGAUUGCUUACUUUCAGACUCCUAGUAUGUGCUUGUUUGUUUUUCUGGUCCAGAGAAGGCUCCUCAGAGGAGGAAGGGGAUGACCAUUCUCCUCAGUGAAUUUCAUGCAAAUAAAAUUGUAAAACAUUUAAAAAGUGAUCCUUUUCAGAUAAAACUGUAUUAAAUAUAUUCAUGUCACCAAAUAAUUUAUUAAAACACACUGUUUUGCAAUGAAGGUCUACAGUAGCCUC